GAUUAUGUUGCGUAGCUUAAAAGUUGAAGGAGUUUUAAUUACUAUUUUUCAAAUUAAAAGAGUGUGCUUAUUCGCCUCCUUCCCUGGGGCGUGUGUGUUGGGGGAAGACGACGACUUAGCUUUCUUUCUGGCUGUUUGCUGAAAUUCUUGGCCGUUAAAGUGAGUUGAGGGAGGGAGAUGGGUAUUUUUCACUCUGUCGGGAUGGGGAGAACAUGCUGGCGGGCGCUGGGGGAUCGGUUCCCAGAGACCUCGAAGAGACAGUGGUCUUGAAGGUUGUGACGUCCACGGGACAGGAGGACGGAGCAGAAGCAUCUGGUCGUUCCAAGACCUUUGGUGACCCAAGAAAAGCUGUGUUGGUCAAGAGCAGGGCAAAUGACUGCCAGAGAAAAAAGAUGGCGGGGCCAAGAACAAGUAAAGCUGUUGCGGGUUCUGCAUGGCUGGUGAGUGAGCCGGCCUGCUGAAGGUCAUGAUCCAGACUGUCCCUGACCCUGCAGCUCAUAUUAAGGAGGCCUUAUCUGUUGUGAGCGAGGACCAGUCGCUGUUCGAGUGCGCCUACGGAACGCCACACCUGGCUAAGACGGAGAUGACUGCAUCCUCCUCCAGUGACUAUGGCCAGACAUCCAAGAUGAGUCCUCGAGUCCCCCAGCAGGACUGGCUGUCUCAACCCCCAGCCAGGGUCACCAUCAAGAUGGAGUGCAACCCCAGCCAGGUGAACGGUUCCAGGAACUCACCUGAUGAAUGCAGUGUGACCAAGGGUGGGAAGAUGGUGGGCAGCCCGGACGCCGUGGGGAUGAGCUACGGCAGCUACAUGGAGGAGAAGCACAUGCCGCCCCCCAACAUGACCACCAGCGAGCGCAGAGUGAUCGUGCCCGCAGAUCCUACUCUGUGGAGCACAGACCAUGUCCGGCAGUGGUUGGAAUGGGCGGUGAAGGAAUACGGCCUUCUAGACGUGGACGUCUUAUUGUUUCAGAACAUUGACGGGAAGGAGCUCUGCAAAAUGACCAAAGAUGACUUCCAGAGGCUCACUCCGAGCUACAAUGCCGACAUCCUUCUCUCACACCUCCACUACCUCAGAGAGACUCCCCUUCCGCAUCUGACUUCCGAUGAUGUCGAUAAGGCUUUACAGAACUCUCCGCGUUUAAUGCAUGCCAGGAACACAGGGGGUGCAGCUUUUAUUUUCCCAAAUACUUCAGUAUAUCCCGAGGCUACGCAAAGAAUUACAACUAGGCCAGAUUUACCUUAUGAGCCUCCCAGGAGAACAGCCUGGACCGGCCAUGGCCACCCCACCCCUCAGUCCAAAGCUGCUCAGCCAUCUCCUUCCACAGUGCCCAAGACAGAAGACCAGCGUCCUCAGUUAGAUCCCUACCAGAUUCUGGGACCCACCAGUAGCCGCCUCGCUAAUCCAGGCAGUGGCCAGAUUCAGCUGUGGCAGUUCCUGCUAGAGCUCCUGUCUGACAGCUCGAACUCCAACUGCAUCACCUGGGAAGGCACCAACGGGGAGUUCAAGAUGACGGACCCUGAUGAGGUGGCCCGGCGCUGGGGCGAGCGUAAGAGCAAGCCCAACAUGAACUACGACAAACUCAGCCGCGCCCUCCGCUACUACUAUGACAAAAACAUCAUGACCAAAGUGCACGGGAAGCGUUACGCCUACAAGUUCGACUUCCACGGGAUCGCGCAGGCCCUCCAGCCCCACCCUCCCGAGUCAUCUCUGUACAAGUACCCCUCCGACCUCCCGUACAUGGGCUCCUACCACGCCCACCCCCAGAAGAUGAACUUUGUGGCCCCCCACCCUCCAGCCCUCCCAGUCACCUCCUCUAGUUUCUUUGCCGCCCCAAACCCAUACUGGAAUUCACCGACUGGGGGCAUUUACCCGAACACUAGGCUCCCCGCCAGCCACAUGGCCUCUCACCUGGGCACUUACUACUAGAGACCAGACGGAGGCCUUUCCCAACAGUGCACCAUCACCUAGCGGUCACCAACAAACCCAGAGAACACGAAUCGCAAGUGCCUCAUGAGGAAUGAAUGAGGGUUGACCGGAGCUGGGGAAGGAAGCCAGAAAAACCAAAGACUUGCAGGGGGGGGGUGGGCGUCACCCCGAGUGUAUUACUACAGAAAUAGAGGAAGCUCGAAAAUAUAACGUACAUGGCCAUAUAACCCGUGGCCCACCCUUGUCAAAGACAUUGUAUGUAGAAGAGCAUGGCCUGAUAAGGACAACUGCCUAAGAAAGUGGCCUUAAGUAGUGUACAAAACUUUAGAGUGCGGGACCUUGCUUGUGCGCCAAACCAGGAUUCAGUGAAAGCAGUAGAGAAAAACGGUAACGCCGCCUCCGCCUAGCGUACGGUUUAGGAUGUCGCUGCGAAGGGGAAACUACCUGUGUUUAAAAAAUAGAAACAUAUCAAAAUGAGAAGACAAGAAAGGCACGGCGGUGGCGGGCCCCUCCACAAACCAGUGUGGAUUUUCUUGGCUGGCAUUUGCUGUCUUGGUUAAAGUCAGAGUCUUACCAUUUGAUGGAGAGCCACCAGCUCUGUCAAACUGUGAAGAUGACAUAAAGUCUCAUCUCCUUUUCAGGAUUACAGGACCUGUGAGCCACGUGGUGGAUGGGGGAUGUGCAUAGUGUGUGAGCAUGUGAUUAUAGGGGGAAAAAGGCUGAAGGAGGGGGAGGGGGAGAAGG
Mesocricetus auratus (golden hamster) is the source of this 2671-nucleotide messenger RNA. It is a transcript of the gene Erg, whose product is annotated as ETS transcription factor ERG. The record is from RefSeq and is a predicted model, not a curated record. Lineage: Eukaryota; Metazoa; Chordata; Mammalia; Rodentia; Cricetidae. Gene Ontology annotation, cellular component: nucleus. Gene Ontology annotation, biological process: cell differentiation; regulation of transcription by RNA polymerase II. Bases 467 to 1927 code for a protein of 486 amino acids. Gene Ontology annotation, molecular function: DNA-binding transcription factor activity, RNA polymerase II-specific; sequence-specific DNA binding. The transcript has 12 exons.